This is a messenger RNA of Scatophagus argus, 1394 nucleotides long. RefSeq names its product transmembrane protein 237A-like. The record is from RefSeq and is a predicted model, not a curated record. The coding region runs from base 157 to 1275 and encodes 372 amino acids. Gene Ontology annotation, cellular component: ciliary transition zone. The transcript has 11 exons. Gene Ontology annotation, biological process: cilium assembly. Lineage: Eukaryota; Metazoa; Chordata; Actinopteri; Scatophagidae.
AGGGCUCAGCACACGAGCCACCUGCCACUGUAAACCGGGUCUUCGUGAUCCUCCUCGGCUUCUCCUUUCUGCUUCACCUCCUCACUCUGGACUCAGCAGUCGUCUUAAACUCAAAUCGAGGACGGAGGACAGAAGGGGGUGAGGACGAGGAGAAACAUGCCAACCGUCAAGAGCAAGAAGAAGAAGCCGAAGAAGGAGGUCCAUGAUGGAGAGGAGCAGGGAGACGCUGGUCUGGAGGUGGAGAUGGAGGAAGUGACCAGUAGGAGCCCCAGCAGAGACCCUUUGACCCCAGAGCCACAGGAUCCAGCACCACAGAAGAAGAAGAAAAAGAAGCGGACGCCAACCAUGGAUCAGGACACAGAACAUGUCGACAUGCCAAACGGCAACAUGGACGAGACCGGCAUGGACGGACAGGAAGUGGCCGUUGCCGUUACCAGAAAGACCAGAAAGAAGCGGAAGGCGAAGGCGACGGAGCACUACAGCAACGAGCUGGGAGCCGAGGACGACGACAUCAUCACAGACGCCCAGUCCCCCAUCCCCCAGACUUCCCUGUUCUCCGCCCCCCACGGCCACAGCCAGCCGGUUGGAAAAGUCUUUGUGGAGAGGAACCGGCGUUUCCAGGCAGAGCGAGUCGAUCAGCUCCGACACUCGGAGCUGAUGGAUGACUACAUGGACCUCAGACAGAUCUGGACCACCAGAGACGUUGCUAUGAGGGUCCACAGCGGCUUCAGGGUGAUCGGGCUCUUCUCUCACGGCUUCCUGGCGGGCUACGCCGUGUGGAACAUCAUCGUCGUGUACGUGUUGGCAGGUGACCAGAUGACCACGCUGCCCAACCUGCUGCAGCAGUAUCACCUGCUGGCCUAUCCAGCUCAGUCUCUGCUCUACCUGCUGCUGGCCAUCAGCACCGUGUCUGCGUUCGACAGGGUGAACCUGGCCAAGGCCUCCAUGGCCCUGAGAGGCUUCCUGACGCUGGAUCCUGCUGCUCUGGCGUCUUUCUUGUAUUUCAUAGCCCUGAUCCUGUCCCUCAGCCAGCAAAUGACCAGCGAUCGCAUCAACCUGUACCCCACGGCCAACGAGACUCUGUGGCCUCCGGGCUCAGAGCAGCAGAUCCUGCGGCCGUGGAUCGUAGUGAACCUGGUGGUGGCGCUGUUGGUGGGCCUGGCGUGGGCUGUGGUCUCCACGCGGCCGGACGUCGAUUACACAGAAGAGUUUUUGAUGACGAUGGAGGUGGAGGGAUACCCGAGAGGAGACGAGACUCUGGAUGUCCCUGCAUGAGACUCAGCUGCUGAGUCAUCUUUUGUCUUCACUUCAUGUAUGUUUUUGUACAAUGUGUUAUCUAGUGCUUUGUUUACCUCACUGUGAUUUUGUAAAUAAAGAUAAACAGUACAUGUACA